AUGGAAGGUUCAUCUCUCAUACCAGCACCACUUCACUUUAUUUUUGAUGAAGCUGUUAAAAUGUUUGCAACAUUUUGUUCCUCUAGAAAAGAGAAAGAAGAAAAGAAGAUUGUAGAGAGAAAGUGGAAGAAGCAUUUUCAAGCAAUUGAAAUCAUUUUUGAUGUCAUAAUAAUAAGCAUCUGUUACACUAAUGCACGUUGUAAUCAAAAUAACAUCCUUCAUGUCGCCUUUCUACUUUCAUUUUCUGGUUGGUUGGGCCGUCACGAGAUGAGUUGA
Clunio marinus is the source of this 276-nucleotide messenger RNA. Lineage: Eukaryota; Metazoa; Arthropoda; Insecta; Diptera; Chironomidae. The record is from the annotation of a GenBank genome assembly.